Molecule: messenger RNA, 434 nt
Organism: Dibothriocephalus latus
Lineage: Eukaryota; Metazoa; Platyhelminthes; Cestoda; Diphyllobothriidea; Diphyllobothriidae
Source: the annotation of a GenBank genome assembly
GGCUCCACACCACCGACAUCUCUCAGUCAGUCAUCGUAGACCUUGAGCCGCCGCUGCCGCCCUCCAGCCAGCCGGCACCUCUCCCGCCCAAUGAGACCCUACCGCUCGGCGAGGUCACACAGUACUGCCACUCGGAAACCUCGAGCGUCUUCAAUGAUGAAAGCCGUCGUGAACAGACUGCAUUUGUGGAUGUUGCCGAGUCUCGCGAGCCGGAUGCACGGACAGAGGUGACUCGUCUCCAACGAGAGUUGAGUCGUGUGAAGAGCAACCUCAUCGCUCAGGUGAAGACAAAUACUCGUUUAAAGGCUGCCUACAAUGCCCUGGCCAUGAGUCUACCCAGCGCGGAGCGCUCUAUCGGUCAGUCGGCUUCUGGCUUCAGCCUGUCACAGGCAGACAAGGGCAUUAGCCCAUUCCUCCGUACGAGCAGUAAGUGA